Molecule: messenger RNA, 1630 nt
Organism: Colias croceus (clouded yellow)
Lineage: Eukaryota; Metazoa; Arthropoda; Insecta; Lepidoptera; Pieridae
Product: acyl-CoA Delta(11) desaturase-like
Exons: 5
Coding region: 562-1578 (338 amino acids)
Biological process (GO): unsaturated fatty acid biosynthetic process
Cellular component (GO): endoplasmic reticulum membrane
Molecular function (GO): iron ion binding; stearoyl-CoA 9-desaturase activity
Source: RefSeq, a predicted model, not a curated record
GAGGUGUGGCUUGAAGGCAUAGCAUGCAAUAGCUUUACCGCGGCAGUCCCCGAGUGCCACACGUCGUAUUUUUUUGUUUCAAUCGGAAAAAAAAUUCCGUGAUAUUUUGUUGAGACCUUUCACCCCAACGUAAGUAAAUUAGAUAUUCCCCCUCCCCCCUUUAAAAUAUCUCACGUUAUUUAUGGAUACUCCCUAUUCCGUAAUGAAUUAAUAAAUUAGUCAUUGUGUACUUAUUAUGUACAUAUUUCCCGACUUGUUUGGAAUUUUUAUUGAAAUUUGAAACCUCUCCAUCUAAAGAUAAAUAUGUUAACUACUAUACCAUUAUUAUAAAAAAUCUGUGUACUUUCAUUACAUUAGAUAAUUAAUAGGUACCUUAAGUUUUUUAAUUAUUCAUUGUCUUAUUAAUUACCUUUUGAAUAACGACAAUGUCAGCUAACGUACUUAUUCAUUGAGAAAUAGUUUUGAACUCAGUGAGGAACUACGUUUUACAUAUUUUGUGUAUAAUUGAAAAGUUUUUGUGAAUAUUUAUUUUUUUGAGCUCGGAUUUUUGUGCGCGACAAAAUGGCACCCGACGUGACAGAACAACCGGUAGGUGACACCCAGGUGACUGAAAAUGGCAUAGUGUCAGAAGAUUCAUUAGAAAAGCUGGUGGCACCGCAGGCAGAGCCGAGGAAAUAUGAUAUAGUAUAUAAAAAUCUCGUGACGUUUGGCUAUGGACACUUUUGCAUGUUCUACGCGAUAUAUUUGGGUUUUACGACAGCUUUGUGGCCUACUAUAUUCUUCAAUUAUGUGAUCUACAUAUUAGCAGCGGUCGGAGUGACAGCCGGUACCCAUCGCCUCUGGACCCACAGAGCAUAUAAAGCCAAGAUGCCUUUACAAAUCAUACUGAUGCUGAUGAACACUCUGGCAUUUCAGAACACUGCGAUGGACUGGGUCAGGGAUCAUAGGAUGCAUCAUCGAUAUACAGACACAGACGCGGAUCCUCACAACGCCGUGCGCGGUUUCUUCUACUCCCACAUGGGUUGGUUAUUGGUCAGAAAACACAGGGAGGUGAAGACGAGGGGCAAGUAUAUAGACAUGAGCGAUAUACACGCGAACCCUGUGCUGCGGUUUCAGAAGAAAUACGCGAUCCCCUUCAUCGGCACAUUCACCUUCCUCCUGCCAACCCUGAUACCCUGGUACUUCUGGAACGAAGAUCUCUACACCGCCUGGUACAUAGCCGUGGGCCGUUACGUUCUGAACCUCCACGGAACUUUCCUCGUCAACAGCGCUGCCCAUAUGUGGGGAAACAAGCCAUAUGAUAAAUACAUAAAACCCACCCAAAAUCUACCAGUUUCCUUCAUCACUUUUGGGGAAGGCUUUCACAAUUACCAUCACGUGUAUCCCUGGGAUUAUAGAACAGCUGAAUUGGGUAAUAAUAACCUGAAUAUGACGACGCUGUUUAUAGACUUCUUCGCGUGGAUCGGCUGGGCGUAUGAUCUGAAGACGGUGCCUGAUGAAGUUAUUAGAAGCAGGGCGGCAAGGACUGGUGAUGGCAGCGAUCUUUGGGGACAUAUAAAUGAAAAGUUGAAGGAUUAGGUGAUGAAUGAUUGUCUUUUGAGUGCGUGGUAUAGCAAUAUUCAUGGUUAAC